Messenger RNA from Andrographis paniculata, 1239 nucleotides. RefSeq names its product protein CHLOROPLAST J-LIKE DOMAIN 1, chloroplastic. The record is from RefSeq and is a predicted model, not a curated record. Gene Ontology annotation, cellular component: chloroplast membrane. Lineage: Eukaryota; Viridiplantae; Streptophyta; Magnoliopsida; Lamiales; Acanthaceae. The transcript is spliced from 10 exons. The coding region runs from base 100 to 957 and encodes 285 amino acids.
AGGUAAUUGAUCGGUUUAGGGGUUAUGUUAUCGGGAUAGCACAGCCCUCUUCUCGACUAAAACCCCAAGAAUUUGAUUCUUUUCUCUGCACUAAAAUCCAUGGCUUUAUCGACGAUUCCUUGCCACAAGGGUCCCUCCAAGUUCUUCCCCAACAAUGGUUUUCUCCGAGCCACUUCUCUCCCGUUUCGGCCGACGUUUCUUCGGGUCUCCGGACUACACUCGAAGAGCAGGAAUACGGUGCUUUGUGCGACAUUUUCUGGUACCGGAAGCUCGGGUGCGAAUAGCGACGCAAACCCCUAUGAGGUACUUGGUGUGAAUCCCCUGGAAGGAUUCGAUAUGGUGAAGGCUGCUUACGCCAAAAAGCGGAAAGAUGCAGAGAAGAGGGGCGAUGAAGCUGCUGCAUCUCAGUUGGAAAAGGCAUAUGACAAAAUAAUGAUGUCUCAGUUAACAAAAAGGAAAAAAGGCGAGACGUUUGGAUCGUUUCGGGUUUCUAAGGAUAUAAAGUAUGCUGACAAGCAACCAAUUGUUCCAUGGGCCCCAAGGCCUGCCAAAUCUGAGGCCAAAGAUAUUCAGAUAAACAUGGCAAUAUCUGCUGUAUUUACUGCUUGGAUCUUUUUUCAGCGUAACGCUGAAUAUAAACCCUUGCAGUUUCUAGCUUUUGUGUUUUUUUAUCGGGUAUUUGAGAAGUUGAAGGCCUUUGACUCACCUGCUACUUCUGCUUUUACAGAAGAUGGCGAGGAUGAAGGUAGAAUGAUGCGAAUGGGCAAAAGACUACUUCGAUCUCUUGCACUAGUUUUUGGAUGUGUAGCUUUUGCAUCAUUGGGAUACACUGCUGUUAUAAAUGUCUUUGAAUUUGCUACUGGUUUUGUGCCUAUUUUCUUGUACAACAACCAGGAGCUGCUUGUAACUGCGUCCUCGGCGCUGAUGCUUCACGUGCUAGCAUCGUUUUACAGAUAACCUCUACUAGUUGAGCUCAACAAUGAGAAUGACGGCGCAGGUUUGUGACUAAUGCUGAUAUUUUUUGCUGAACUUUUGCCUGUAAUAGGGACCAGUUUUGAGAUUGUUUAAAUAUAUAAAUAUCUGAAAUUGCGGCGAAAAGUGAGUUAUGCAAUUUUAGUUCUUUGGGGGUUCAAAAUUUGCGAAGCCAUGAUGGGGUUGUAUGGUUUGCUGACUUAUUGUUUGGAUUACCUUCUCAAAGAGAAAUAAAGGAAAAUGAACAUGAAAUGAAAUGAAAAUGUG